Messenger RNA from Dryobates pubescens (Downy woodpecker), 2103 nucleotides. It is a transcript of the gene FNBP1, whose product is annotated as formin binding protein 1. The record is from RefSeq and is a predicted model, not a curated record. NCBI's taxonomy places the organism in Eukaryota, Metazoa, Chordata, Aves, Piciformes, Picidae. The transcript has 17 exons. The coding region runs from base 66 to 2021 and encodes 651 amino acids. Gene Ontology annotation, biological process: signal transduction. Gene Ontology annotation, molecular function: protein binding.
CAGCCCGGGGACAGCCAGACCCCCGCCCGCAGCUCAGCGCCGGCCCGCGGCGGCGCGGCGGAGCCAUGAGCUGGGGCACGGAGCUGUGGGACCAGUUUGAGAGCCUGGAGAAGCACACCCAGUGGGGCCUGGAGGUGCUGGAGAAGUACAUCAAGUUCGUCAAGGAGCGCACGGAGAUCGAGCUCAGCUAUGCCAAGCAGCUCAGGAACCUGUCCAAGAAAUACCAACCCAAAAAGAACUCCAAGGAGGAGGAGGAGUACAGGUACACCUCCGGCAGGGCCUUCCUGGCCACCCUCAGCGAGCUGAGCGACUACGCCGGGCAGCACGAGGUGAUCUCGGAGAACAUGAGCGCCCUGAUCGGCGCCGAGCUGCACCGCUGCCUGCUCGACCUCAAGCAGGAGAGGAAGGCGCACUUCCAGGAGGGCAGGAAGGCUCAGCAGCACAUGGAGACCUGCUGGAAGCAGCUGGAGGCAAGCAAGAGGAGGUUCGAGAGAGACUGCAAGGAGGCAGAGAGGGCCCAGCAGUACUUCGAGAAGAUGGAUGCUGACAUCAAUGUCACCAAGGCAGAUGUGGAGAAGGCCAGGCAGCAGGCCCAGCUGAGGCAGCAGAUGGCAGAGGAGAGCAAGGCAGAGUACUGCUCCACGCUGCAGAGGUUCAACAGCGAGCAGCACGAGCACUACUACACACACAUCCCCACCAUCUUCCAGAAGAUCCAGGAGAUGGAGGCCAGGAGGAUCCUGCGGCUGGGGGAGUCCAUGAAGGCCUUCGCCGAGGUGGAUCGCCAGGUGAUGCCCAUCAUCGGCCGCUGCCUGGACGAGAUCACCAGGGCUGCAGAGCUGAUUGACCACAACAGUGACUCCCAGCUGGUCAUAGAAGCCUUCAAGUCAGGGUUUGAGCCCCCAGGGGACGUCGACUUCGAGGACUUCACGCAGCCGAUGAAGAGGACGGUGUCUGAGUCCAGCCUCUCCAACUCCAGGGGGGAGGGCAAGGCUGAGCCCAAGUUUGGGAGCAAGUCCAAGGGCAAGCUGUGGCCAUUCAUCAAGAAAAACAAGCUUAUGUCCCUUUUAACAUCCCCUCAUCAGCCCCCUCCUCCUCCCCCUGCCUCUGCCUCACCCUCUGCUGUUCCCAACGGCCCCCAGUCUCCCAAGCAGCCAAAGGAACCCCUCUCCCACCGCUUCAACGAGUUCAUGACCUCCAAACCCAAAAUCCACUGCUUCAGGAGCCUAAAGCGUGGGCAGACUCAGUCUUUGUACAUUCACAAAGAGCUGAUGAAGAGGACUUUAGGGACCCCCACGUGUGCCAUUGAGGCUAGGGAGUAUGUUCUUUCUCUCAAGCUGGGAGCAGGGCCAGAGGACUUCAGCAAUCUGCCACCUGAGCAGAGGAGGAAGAAGCUCCAGCAAAAGGUGGAUGAACUAAACAGAGACAUCCAGAAGGAGCUGGAUCAAAGAGAUGCCUUAACCAAGAUGAAAGAUGUCUACAGCAAGAACCCUCAGAUGGGAGACGCUGCCAGCGUGGACCAGAGGCUGGCAGAGCUGGGGCAGAACAUCGAGAGGCUGCGGCUGGAGGUGCAGAAGUUUGAGGGCUGGCUGGCAGAGGUGGAGGGCAGGCUGCCCGCACGGAGCGAGCCGGGGCGGCGCCAGAGCAGCCUCUAUGAGGCUCAGCACACAGCAGCCAUCAACAGCUGUGCCCAGGACAGAGAGAGCAGCCCAGAUGGCAGUUACACAGAGGAGCAGAGCCAGGAGGCCGAGGUGAAGGUGCCUGCCACCGACUUUGACGAUGAGUUUGAUGAUGAAGAGCCUCUGCCCACCAUAGGAACCUGCAAAGCUCUCUACACGUUCGAAGGCCAGAAUGAAGGAACCAUCUCGGUGGCGGAGGGGGAGCUGCUCUACGUCAUCGAGGAGGACAAAGGCGACGGCUGGACGCGGAUCCGGCGCAGCGAGGACGAGGAGGGCUACGUCCCCACCUCCUACCUGGAAGUCUGCCUGGACAGAAACGCCAAAGGUGCCAGGACUUACAUUUAAUGCUUCUCUUGGCCCUGCCUGGGCACAGCCACCCAGCCCUGCAGCUGCCCUGGGUCAGCCCAGAGCCUCGGCCGAGCCUGUG